Nicrophorus vespilloides is the source of this 1587-nucleotide messenger RNA. Its product is annotated as ras-like protein family member 10B. Gene Ontology annotation, molecular function: GTP binding; GTPase activity. Bases 382 to 1083 code for a protein of 233 amino acids. The record is from RefSeq and is a predicted model, not a curated record. Lineage: Eukaryota; Metazoa; Arthropoda; Insecta; Coleoptera; Silphidae. The transcript is spliced from 3 exons.
UCUCGUCUCUCCCGAAACACAGUAUGAGAAACACGAAGUAACAGAAAGAAAGAAAAAGUUGCGAAGUUUCAGCAAAGAAAAACAAGGUCUUUACGAAGAAGAUUACGCCCGGGGAAAAACGUUGAAAAGUUUCUGUACGAUGUGAACGUGGACAUAAUCUGGGUUGUCAAAAUUUACCUGUCAUUUUUUGUUCAUACAUUUUUUUCUUUGUGACAUUUGUUGGAGAAAACAGUUGUAAAAGUGGCGGCGACUGGGAGCAACACACUUGCGAUCACUCCGAAUUCUAAACGGAAUUUGGAAUUGGACCUGGAUUUUUUGGAGCGCAGACACAAUGCGUCCCAUCACCAACAGCAGCAUCAGCAGUCAAAUCAGUCGCGGAAGAUGCACGAGAAGCAGCAGGCACAGGACCAGCAGGAAAGUCCGAUUGAAAUCAGUCCGGAGAGCGUUGACAGGGUAAAAGUUAUACUACUCGGAGCACCGGCAGUUGGAAAAACUAGCAUCAUUCAGCAAUUUGUAUGGAACGAGUUUUGCGAGGAUUACGAAGCCACCGAUCGCAAACACACUUACUACCCGUCAGUGAUAACGAACGAACGGCUCUACGAGAUAAAGAUCUCCGACCUUCCGGUGAUCCCUUACUUUCCCGUAAACUCGUACUAUGAAUGGACGGACUAUCGGUUCUACGGACUGCGCAGCGCCACCGCCUACAUCCUCGUCUUCGACCUCUCCAACCUGGAAACGUUCCAAUACGUGAAGACCCUCCGAGAGCAGAUCUGCGAGAGUCGCAACAUGAGCAACGUUCCCGUUCUGGUGGUCGGCAACAAGCAGGAUCUGAUCACCGAAGAACCGGCCGGCAGCAGCAAGACUCUGGGCGCCGCCGAGGAGAAGCGACGCGACAUCGUAAACCUCGUGAAGAAGCACUGGAAAUGCGGAUACGUCGAAUGCAGCGCGAAAUACAACUGGAAGGUGAUCGCCGCUUUCAAGGAGCUCAUCAACAUGAUCGACAGCAUCGAAGUCAGGGACCAGAGCCCCAUUCUGGACAACCUGCAGGACGCCCUCGACCGCAACAAGUGCGUCAUCUUGUAAACAGUUUUGCUCAAUAACGCAAUAAAUAAUCUCUAUGGACAAUCUAUAUACAAAUAUAUAUAUAUUAUGAAAGAAAAAAGAACAAAGUGCAAAAGGAUGUACGCGCCCAUGCUCAUAUUCUCUUCACGACUGAUACGCUCGUAUACAAGGCAAACUCUCUCAACAGCCGCCAACUUUUGCUUCAUGUCUAUAUCAUAUAGAAACAAGCUUAGACAAUCCAGACAUAUUAACACUCAAAUAUAUGUGACAGCUGUUACUUUCCGAGAAACAACUGAAAAACAAUUGAGUACAAUUAAAAGCAAAUAUGUUGAAUCGCGAAAUGACAGCUGUCACCUUGUGUCAACUACAAACAAAUAUGUUGAAAAACUCUGAUUUUAGUGUUGAGGAUCACUUGUAUAAACAGAAACUAAAGUCAAUAAAUCUUUAUUAAUUACAUUAACAUUUUUUUUGAUAAAUUGAUGAAACAUGAGCGCGCUCAUUCUAAAUAUAGAAAUUUAAAAAUAA